Molecule: messenger RNA, 294 nt
Organism: Entrophospora sp. SA101
Lineage: Eukaryota; Fungi; Glomeromycota; Glomeromycetes; Entrophosporales; Entrophosporaceae
Source: the annotation of a GenBank genome assembly
AUGAUUCAACAAAUUAUUAAUAACAAGAGAAUCUAUAACAAUUUGGUAAAAGAAAAGAAUGAGAGAAAAUUAAAAUUAAAUACAACAAAUGCUAUCACUACUACGAAUAAUGAUAUUGUGAUUUCAAUUGAAGAUGAAGAGAAAACUAAUGAUGAAAGGGGAGAAAAAAACAACAAUGGUUCGGAAGAUUAUUAUGUUCUAGAAAAAGGUUAUGAUGAUAAUAAUUCAGAAGAUUCAGGAGAUGAGGGUGAUAAUAAUUACAAAGGUUCAACGCAUGAAGAGAUUCAAAUUUAA